UAUGUAUUUGAAACAUGAAUAUGUAUCAAUAUAAUCCAUAGAUUUUUUACCAAGUUGUAUCGUCAGAUCACAUAAUGGAUGCCGAUAUUGAGAAAUGGGGAGAAUUGGACGCAAAAUGGAACACCAGCUUUGGCGAAAUACCGAUUUCACACAAAAAGCCGACAAUUCUAAGAAUCAAGGUCAUAAGCGGGAAUAAUAUCAACCGAAAUAACAUUCACGAUUAUGUGAGAUAUCCUAAUCCAAGAAUUGAAGUCGAAUACACAAAAGCAAGGGGGACUAAAAUAUUCUGGACAAGUUCAAAGCCUGGCACUUCUAAUCCUGAAUGGAACGAAUCGUUCAGAAUAGUAUUGCCAGACAUUGAGGAUGGAAAAUCAAACGAUAGUGGAAUAAUUAAAUUUCGCUUGCUUGCCAAUGGUUACAUAUUCUCAAACGUGUGUGUAGCGGAGACAGACUUCAACCCUGAUUCCAUCAAAAUUGGAGGAAGUAUUGACGGUGACAUAUCUUUUGGCAAGAUGGGAAAAAUCAAAAUCAAAGUUACCAAAAAGCAAAAAACUCACUUAAGAAUUUCUCACGCUCUGUGUGAUGCAGAAAUGCGAAUAAGAAAAAAGAGAGUUCCUAAAGUAAUGAGAGCAAUGCAAAAAUUGCUGGGAAACGAAGGAGCACCUCAGAACAUAUUUGAAACGCCCAUUAUAUCAAUUGUUGGCUCCGGGGGAGGGAUUCGUGCAAUGACUGGCAUGUGUGGAGUUAUGGAAGGAUUGCACAAAUCUGGAAUAUUAGAUUGUAUGAUGUAUGCAGUUGGAACUUCAGGAUCGUCUUGGUAUCUCACGAGCGCGUACGCAAGAAAAGCAAUGAAUGAAAAAGACAGGGAAAAAUAUCACUUGUGGUUGCGACAGUCAUUCACAACAUCUGCAAUAUGGGAAUUGUUCAAACCCUCGAACAUGUUGACGGGAAGACAAGUCCGUAAUGCUAAAACUGAGAUAGGUCAGCCUUUCACCUUUGUUGAUUACUACGGAAUAUGUACUGCUAUCAAGGCUGUGGGCAAUGAGUUUGCAACUACAAAACUCUCCGACAUCAGAAGUUACGUAGAGCCUGCGGAUGUUCCAUACCCUAUAAUGAAUGUAAGCCAAGUUCAGGAUGACAAUGCAGUGGACCAAUACAAUGCCGAUUGUAGCUUUUCUGCAUACGAAUGUGAAAUACCCCAAUACGGAAUUAACAUCGAUAUGAAAAAACUUAACAGUCAGUUUUACAACGGAGCAAUGGAAAAACAUUUGCCAGAACCUGAUCUGAGAUUUAUUCUUGGCACCCUUGGAAGCGUUUUUGGAGUUAGUUUAAAAAAAAUAGAAGGACUCAUGAAAGAACAAGAAGACGACGAAGUCGAUGGAACUCCAAACUCUAAAAUAGAGGAAAGUAAGAAACUUGAAAAGGAAGAACCUAAACCGUCUAUGUGGAGCAAACUACCGCAUUUCCUUGGACGGAAUGGGAUGAUAAAGAGAACUGGCAAAAUAUUGAACGUAGCUAGAGGUUUCAGCAACAUGCAAAGAUUUCGAGUGAACCCUAAAUCCGGAGAGGACGACGAAGAAAUCCUGGACGGCUUUGACGAACAUAAAACUGUUCUCGAUUUGGUUGACGGAGGUAUUUUGUGCAAUGUGGCUGUCGACGCCAUCUUGCGUCCACAACGUCGCAACGAUAUAUUGAUAAUUGCGGACUUUACGGGAUAUGAUGCUGAAGUAAACUUCGAGACGCUAAAAUCAGCUAUAGAUCUAGCCCAGGAAGGCGGUUACAAAUUCCCCCCUGUUGAUUUGAAGAAAAUAAAAAGAGAAGCAGUACAACAGUUUUACAUAUUUGAAGACGAAAACGAUCCCGAAUGUCCAAUUGUGUUUUGGUUUAUGACAACAACGAAAAAGUUUUCGCAACUGAAGGACUACACUCCAAAACACCCUGAAGUCUUGAAAGAUUUACCUCCUGGAAAAAGAUUCAACGAAUUCAGCGUUUACAAUUCCGACACUUACGAUACGUUUGAUCUGAAGUACACAAAUCUUGAAUUUGAUAGAUUUUGUGAGCUGAUGGCUUUCAACGUCUCAAGCAAUGCUGAAUUGAUCAAGCAAAAGAUUCGAGAAAGAACUGAACAGAAGAGGAAAUUGAAUCGUGAAAGUUUUUAGCUGACUUUUGUCGAAAACACGAUUUUGCACGAACGCAACUCAAAUGUUCAUAUUUUAUGAUAAAACUUCAUGUACUCAACGUUCACGUGAAUCGUCAACAUACCGUCAUUUUUUUUGCUUAGAGUAAUAGCGUCAUAGGUCAUAAGGUCAGCUGACACGGCUUUCAUAUUGGAGUUUUGUUGAACAUCAAAACGUUUUCUUCAGCUUUGCACCUAAUUAAUUAUACUGCAUUUUUACUUUAAAUGGUCCAUAUAGGGCCUAUACGUAUAUGUGCCGAAUAAUUACCAAUGAAGUUAGGAGUGAGAGUGGUUGCGUAGUCUCAAUCAUCAUUUGAUUUCCUCCUCCAUAAAGGGCGCACAUUAUCUUGAACAAAUACUCGUAUUAUAACAUGCAAAACCACAGUGAUGGCUCCUGUCACAUAUUUUGUGCAGCACUAAUUAUCUAAAUAGUAUUCAAAACGUUGCGAUUUCUUCUGUGAUCUUGCGGAAAUGAGUCCGACAGCAAAAGCAAUUGAUAAACGAAGGUAGAAUCGGUCACAGAUAUAUUAUAUCUUCAUAUACGCUCUAGUCUAAAACAUCCUUUUAAUAUUCUUUUAUUUGAUAUUACAUGCAACGUAGCUUUAAUUGUCAAAUUAUUGUUUCAAUUUUUGACAAUAUAAUAUGUAACAUUGUAGAUAUAUGUCAAAUAAAGCUUUCACUCAAUUGUUA
This is a messenger RNA of Styela clava, 2866 nucleotides long. RefSeq names its product cytosolic phospholipase A2-like. The record is from RefSeq and is a predicted model, not a curated record. Gene Ontology annotation, biological process: glycerophospholipid catabolic process. NCBI's taxonomy places the organism in Eukaryota, Metazoa, Chordata, Ascidiacea, Stolidobranchia, Styelidae. Gene Ontology annotation, molecular function: calcium-dependent phospholipid binding; calcium ion binding. Gene Ontology annotation, cellular component: cytosol.